GCGCAAUACUCCAAACGCAAUUUGAAGAAGUAGGUGUAGAUGGCAUAAUAAACCCAAAAGCGCCGUCCUCUUUCUCAUCGUUUACAGCUAUGUUAACUUUCUCCAGGCUGAGAUCACUUCAGGGUCUCCAGAAUUUGGUUUGUUCAGUUUCUCCCUUAUAUCCAAGUCGCAGCUACUCUUCAUCUCUUUUUGGUAGAAUUGGAUUUGUAGGACUCGGAAACAUGGGAUCAAGAAUGGCCGAUAGCUUGAUUAAAGCUGGAUAUGAGGUUGCGGUACAUGACAUAAAUCAUGAUGUUAUGAAGAUGUUUUCGGACAAAGGCAUUCUCACAGAAGACUCGCCUUUAAAAGUUGCAGAGACAAGUGAUGUAGUUAUUACAAUGUUACCGUCAUCAAACCAUGUUUUGGAUGUCUAUACCGGACAAAAUGGUUUCCUUAGUGGCUUUAAUCCACUCAGACCAUGGCUAUUUAUUGAUUCUUCUACAAUUGAUCCUCAGACAUCAAGAAAAGUCUCUGCAGCUGUGUCUAAUUGUUCUUUGAUAGACAAGAAAGAUGGACGGAAGCCUCCUGCUAUGUUGGAUGCUCCUGUAUCUGGCGGUGUUCUGGCUGCAGAGAAUGGGACUCUUACUUUCAUGGUUGGGGGCCCAGAGGAGGCUUACACAGCUGCCAAACACUUGUUUCUCUCGAUGGGCAAAAACACUAUCUACUGUGGUGGAUCGGGGAAUGGUGCAACUGCAAAGAUCUGCAACAAUUUGGCAAUGGCUAUUGGUAUGCUUGGGGUGUCAGAAGCCUUUGCUCUUGGUCAGUCUUUGGGAAUUGCAGCUAGCACUCUCACAAAAAUAUUCAAUUCUUCAAGUGCUCGCUGUUGGAGUAGGUAUUUGGAAGCAUAUGCAAUGUUCGAGAUGUCUGACCGUCUAUUACCAAAUUGGAUCCCAAGCCCCAAGGCAUUGAAGUGUGUGUUCCUGUGUUAUUCUCGCCUUCAAAAAGGAUAUCGGUGUUAUUCUACAGAACUUGGCAAGUAUUUGGUGUCAACUGAUAUGCUGCUUUCGAGAAUUGGCCUUUACAUCAGUUGGAUAUCAAGAAUGCGUUUCUUCAUGGUGAUCUUCAGGAGGAAGUGUGAACGGAGCAACCACCUGUUUUUGUUGCUCAUAGAGAGUUAGGAAAGUUUGUCAUUUGAAGAAGUCCUUGUGUGGCUUGAAGCAAAGUCGACGGGUUUGGUUUGGCAAGUUUAGUGAGGUGGUUUAGGAUUUUGGGAUGAAACUGAAUAAAUGUGAUCACUCAGUCUUCUAAUGGCAAUCAACAACUGGUACUAUCCUCCUUGUUGCAUAUGUUGAUGACAUUGUCAUCACGGGAAGCGAUUUUGAGUGAUCUCUUCCCUCAAGUCUUUCUUGCAUACUAGGUUUCAUACAAAGGACUUUGGUCAGUUGAAAUACUUCUUGGGAGUGGAAGUAAAUAGAAGCAAGAAGGGAAUUUUUUUCUCAGAGAAAGUAUAUUCUUGACCAACUUGUAGACACCGGAAAGUUGGCAGCCAAACCUUGCAGUACUCCAAUGAUUCCCAAUGUGCGUCUUGUGAAAGAUGAUGGCGAUCUUUUUGAUGAUCCAAAGAUAUAUAGAAGGUUAGUUGGGAAGUUAAACUACCUUACUGUGACUCGCCCGGAUAUUGCUUUUGUAGUAAGUGGUGUUAGCUAGUUCAUGUCUGCACCUACAGUCAAACAUUGGGAAGCUUUAGAAUAGAUUCUAUGUUACUUGAGCGGAGCUCCUGGACUUGGCAUAUUGUGUAGCAAUCAUGGUCAUACUCGUGUUGAGUACUUUGCAGAUGCUGACUAUGCUGGAUCCAAGAGUGAUAGGAGAUUGACUAUAGGUUAUUGUGUCUUCGUUGAAGGGAACCUCUUCUCAUGGAGGAGCAAGAAGCAAAGUGUUGUAUCUAGAUCCGGCACAGAGCUAUGUCACAGUCUACAUGUGAGGUUAUGUGGAUUUAUCACCUUAUGGAAAUUGGUCUAAAGCAUCAUACACAAGCAAAACUCUAGUGUGAUAUCAAGCUGCUCUUCAUAUUGCCUCAAAUCCACUGUAUCAUGAAGGAACUAAACACAUUGAGGUUGACUGUCAUUUUGUUUGUGAGAAGAUUCAGGAAAAUCUUAUUUCCAUUGGCUAUGUGAAGACAGGAGAGCAACUAGCUGAUUUGUUCACAAAAGCGUUACUUGGAACUCGAAUUGAUUAUCUAUGUAACGAGCUGGGCAUGAUCAAUAUCUAUGCUCCAGCUUGAUGGGGAGUGUUACAGCAUCACAACAUAUAUGUAUGAUUGUACAGGAUAGCGUAGCUGAUUUAUAGGGAUUUCACUAUCUGGUUACUAUAAUUAGCUUUAGUCUCUUUAUGUAUUUAUAUCAUGUAUUCUUUGAGAAAUAAUAUACGAAAUUCUCCAUACCUUUGUCUCUUACAAUUGAAAAUACCUAUGUUUCUGAAACAAUACUUCAGUUUCUUGCCUUUCAUGCUCAAGCCCUUCAGCUUAUCCUACUUCAAGGUUCAUAUUGAAGUAAGUUAAUUUCUAAACAUAAGAAAAACUGAAGGAGGACUACUUAGCAUACAAAAUAGAAAAUAGUUAAAUGACACUCCAUGAAAGCAAAAUUAUGCAAGUUAAAUCUUGUCCGUAGCAUUAAAUAAAUCUGUCCCUUCCUAACAUAUACAAAAUCAUAGUUUAGCUUAUUACUAACUUUAUGCUUGUGUGUUUCUUAUGACAGUGACACAUAUAAUCCAGUGCCUGGGAUAAUGGAUGGAGUGCCAUCUUCCAGGAAUUAUAUUGGAGGUUUUGCGUCUAAGUUGAUGG
This is a messenger RNA of Capsicum annuum, 2818 nucleotides long. RefSeq names its product probable 3-hydroxyisobutyrate dehydrogenase, mitochondrial. The record is from RefSeq and is a predicted model, not a curated record. Gene Ontology annotation, molecular function: 3-hydroxyisobutyrate dehydrogenase activity; NAD binding; NADP binding. The transcript has 9 exons. The coding region runs from base 90 to 1157 and encodes 355 amino acids. Gene Ontology annotation, biological process: L-valine catabolic process. NCBI's taxonomy places the organism in Eukaryota, Viridiplantae, Streptophyta, Magnoliopsida, Solanales, Solanaceae.